AUGAAAAAAGACAACCAUUCCUGUUUGACCGAGAUUGUCCUGCUGGGCUUCUCAGAUUUCAAGACUCUGAGAGAAAUUCUGUUUUGUCUGGUCCUAAUGUUCUACAUCAUGGCCUUGAUGGGCAACAGCCUGAUUUUGAUCCUUACCAGUCUCAAUCCCACCUUUCAUACCCCAAUGUACUUCUUCCUCUGGAACUUGUCCUUUCUGGAAGUUGGCUACACCUCAACCAUCAGCCCAAAGAUGCUAGUGGAUUUGUUAUCUGAUAACCAGAAUAUAUCAUUUUGGGGCUGUGGAUGUCAAAUGUGUUUCUUCCUUCUCUUUGGUGUCACUGAGUGUUGUCUUCUUUGUGCUAUGGCAUAUGACCGCUAUGUUGCCAUUUGCAAACCCUUGCAAUACCCCUACAUCAUGAACUUCAGGGAAUGUGCUAACCUUGCUGCUGCCUCAUGGGCCAUUGGGAUUUUGGUGGGUGUGGGGCACUCUAUUUCAAUCUUCACCCUUCCCUUCUGCGGGUCGAAUAGAAUCAGCCAUUUUCUCUGUGAUCUUAUGCCUGUUUUGAGACUGGCUUCCACCAAUACCUACAAAAAUGAAGUGGCUAUUGCCACACUAACCGUGGUAUUUGUCCUGGUACCCCUUUUGCUCAUCCUCUAUUCCUACAUCCUGAUAAUCUCCACUAUUCUCAUGAGGCCGGUGGCUAAAAACAGGCACAAAGCAUUUUCCACGUGUUCCUCACAUCUCAUUGUUGUCUUCCUUUACUACGGAACUAUCACUGCUACCUACAUUCACCCCAACUCAGAGUAUUCCAUGGACAGUCACAGAAUGCUUGCCCUCCUCUACACAGUUGUGACCCCGACCUUGAACCCCAUCAUUUACACGCUGAGGAAUAAAGAGAUAAAAACUGCUUUCAAGAAAUCCAUAGCAAGGAAAUGGGUCUUCUUUAGGUAA
This is a messenger RNA of Candoia aspera, 942 nucleotides long. Its product is annotated as olfactory receptor 10AG1-like. The transcript has a single exon. Gene Ontology annotation, cellular component: plasma membrane. Gene Ontology annotation, biological process: detection of chemical stimulus involved in sensory perception of smell; G protein-coupled receptor signaling pathway. The coding region runs from base 1 to 942 and encodes 313 amino acids. Gene Ontology annotation, molecular function: G protein-coupled receptor activity; olfactory receptor activity. Lineage: Eukaryota; Metazoa; Chordata; Lepidosauria; Squamata; Candoiidae. The record is from RefSeq and is a predicted model, not a curated record.